AUGGCAGCCAAAAGGCCCAAUACCGUGUGCCUGCCGCAAGACGUGCUGGCCAGCAUCCUCGUCCGCCUCCCGGGGAGCGACCUCCGCCGCCUUCGUGGCGUCUGCAAAGAAUGGCGGGACAUCAUCGCCGACCACACGUUCAUCCAGGCGCACAUGAUGCACGGACCUCGGGCGCCUUUGACACACACCAUCGUCUUCUUUCCCGGUUUCACCUACGGUAGCCGCAAAAAUCCUUGCAAUGGCCACGGUUUCCUCUUCGACGAGCAUUGGAGGCUCACGGCCGAACUCAUAGCCGGCGUGUGGGAUGACUUCGUAGGCGCCUGCAAUGGCCUGCUCUGCUUCCUGGAAGCUAGUCAGGGCUCCAUCAAAGUCGUAGAACCGUUCACUGGUGAGUCGCUCGUGCUGCCGCUGCCGCCAGAGGCGUCGGGGCUAAGGUGGACUGUCAACUGUGGGGCAUACUGCUUCGGUUACGACGCUACGACCAGACAGUUCAAGAUCGUGCACCAUGACUUUCUCGAAGAUGGCGCUCUUCCGCUACGUGCGGGUGAGGCCAUUGAAGAUGAAGAGCUACACGUGUACACAAUCGGAGGAGGCGAGGGCUGGAGAAGGCUGCAUGUCGCUUUCUCGGUGUAUGGCCGGGCAUACGGUGACCUUGUGUACCACCAAGGGUCAGUGUACUGGCCCACAUGUGGCCGUGAAGUAAAUGGGCGUGAUGAGAAGCUCGUGCGCUUCGACCUGGCAACAGAGAAGAUCAUGUUGGUGGCGGCCAAGCACCUGCGGCCGCCGCCGGAGUUCCAGGGGCGGCCGAAGACCGUGAAGUUUUAUAGGCCGGCGGACUCGACAUCUUGCGUGAUUACCUAUGGCCGAUGCUGCGAGUGGGACGCGUGGUUUCCGGGAGCUGAAGAGGCCAGCUUGCCGGAGGGGUGCGUAUUACUGGAUGAAGGCUUCGACCCCGGGUUGUAUCUUUGCACGAAUGAAAGGAGUCUCGUAUUCGGUCAGCGGGAGCUACUGUUUGAGGUGGGUAAGGAUCAGCCGCGUGAGCGUGACCACAAGUACGAUGGUCCAACGUUGUUCGUCCCAGUCCCGGCUCAUCGUCGCCAUCAACGGCUCCCGAUAGCAGGAGCGCCGCCGCACGAACAAUAUUAUGCAAGGACGUUUGGCUAUGCCCCAACAGUUUCCGCCGCUCCAUUAGCACUCUACUUAGGCACACCUAGUCCUUAG
Molecule: messenger RNA, 1221 nt
Organism: Aegilops tauschii subsp. strangulata
Lineage: Eukaryota; Viridiplantae; Streptophyta; Magnoliopsida; Poales; Poaceae
Product: F-box protein At3g07870-like
Molecular function (GO): protein binding
Source: RefSeq, a predicted model, not a curated record